GAGGAAAAAGUGAAGUCCACUAUUUAGUGGCCCAGUGAACGAGAUGGAUGGAGGUGGUUCUUUUGUUUCUCAUCCCAGGCACUUGGGGUGCCCACUCUAUGCUCUAAUUGGAUUGGCAUUUUUGAUCCCCAAUUCGCUCCAAGUCCAACUCGAGACGCAACGAUUCGUGUUUGUCCAUGACAAGAGCCCUGGGGCAGUCAAUCAAUUGGGCAAAUUGAGAGAAGCGUUCCAGAAUGCCAAUGCCACAGGACUACUCGUGGGCAGAAUUAAAUUUCAAGCCACAUCCAAUACUAAAAUCAUCACAAAAGAUUUCGACGCAGUCUUGUCAUGGUUGUCUUGUAAGGGCACUCAAGAUCUGGAAAAAAAAUUGAAAUCCAAGAACAUGGCUUUACUGGCGUUUACUGAUCCCGGUUGUGAUCGAUCUGAGAUGUCCACCUCGGCUGUUUUUCCACGGGUGGGAGAUUCCACGGUGAUCCAUCAGCUCACCGUGGAUUUGCUCAUGUCUCGACAAUUCCCGUGGAAAUCGGUUAACCUGUUUAGUGAUGGGACCUUGCCCGAAAGAUACGUCAAUGACAUGAAGUCUGAAUUCGGCAAGACUAUGUCUGUGGCUGCCCACCAAAUGAUGAAGGACGAGAACAUGAAUUUAGAGAUGGAGAAGUUGAUCACCAAGGGCAACAAUGUUAUGAUCAUCUCCAAGGACAUGGUGUCUUCAACCAUGAGUUUGAUUAAGAACAUGAAUCUGUUCACUAUUGACAACAACUUCCUUUUUAUGGUGCCAGAUUCCACCAUGGAAGACGUCGAGUUUGUGUCCAGCCUUAGCACAGUGGUAGAUGGUGCUAACGUUGCCUUUGCUUACAAUGCCUCAGGAGGAACAGAAUGUCAGGCAAUAUCGGCGUGCGUGGAAACUUUCGCACCCAGCCUUUUUGUGGACACUUGGAUCGAAAAGACCUCGGCCUUGUUUAAGUCAUUUGAAAAUGCCAGCCAAGACGAGUUUAACCUUCUAAAGCCUACGAAAAUGGAGAGGAUUCAAGAUAUCAUGGACACGUUCAAGGCCGGCAUGAACUCUCAGGUCGAUUGUAAUACUUGUCAAAACUGGAAGAUUCAAGCAGCCGAGGUACUGGGAACCAAUCGGGUGGAGGCCUUACAAGUGGCCAUGUGGAACCCUCAAAUAGGGUUCACAUUUUCUGACCACAUUUUCCCCCACGUUCAGGGAGGACUGAGAGGACGAACAGUAUCGGUCACAUCAGUUCAUUACCCUCCGUGGACCAUUUUGAAGACAGAUGAUAACGGUGAAAUAGUGGAAUCUACUGGUUUGGUAUUUGCCAUGAUAGACGAAAUCGGCAAAAAGCUCAACUUUACCUAUGUCGUCACAAACCCAUCCAUCCCGACGACCCAAACCAUUAUGCUGGAGUCUUCUUUUAACGGUUUAGUGGACCAAAUCGUACGUGAUCCGAACCUGUUUAUGGGUGCGGCUUCUUUCACGGUCACCAAAGAGCGGCAAGAGUUGGUCGAAUUUUCUAGACCUUUUGAUCUCCAAGCUUACACGUUCAUGUUUCGAAGGCCUCAAGAACUGUCUCGGGUCCUUUUGUUCGUAGAGCCUUUCACACCAUUGGUAUGGAUUUGCAUUGCAAUAGCUUUUAUUUGCAUUGGACCCAUUCUCUGGAUCAUCCACAACUUAAGUUUCUAUUACCGAGCCAAUGAUGCCAGUCUCGGCGGUCUCAAGCACCUCAGUAAUUGUAUCUGGUAUUGUUAUGGGGCGCUCCUUCAGCAAGGUGGAACAAUGAUGCCGGAGGCGGACAGUGGUCGAUUGAUUGUGGGAUUUUGGUGGUUAUUUGUUAUGGUAACAGUCACUACUUAUUCGGGAAAUCUCGUGGCUUUUUUGACCUUUCCACAAAUGGAGGUUCCAAUCAAGUCAGUCCAAGAUCUCAUCGACCGAUCUUCUAGUGAAGGAACAACCUGGGGUCUUCUAAAUAACAGUGUGAUUGAAAAAUAUCUCCGAGAGUCGCCAGAGGAGAAAUUUCAGACCAUUGUCAAUGAUGCCAUUGCUCACAAUACUGUGUUCAACGAUGACAUCGUGGAAAUGAUCAAGAACCAAGGACACUCCUUGGUUGAAUGGAAAACUACAUUGGACAUCAUCAUGAAGAAUGAAUACAACAAAACUGGUAAAUGCGACUUCUCUCUUGGUAUCGAAGAGUUUUUCAUGGAAAGAGUUGCCCUGGCCUUUCCCAAAAAUAACCCGUGGAUCCCAAAAUUUAACAGAGAGUUGAUCAAAAUCAUGGAAGCGGGUCUGAUCGAAAAGUGGAAGAAUGUGUACUGGCCUUCGGAUGAUGAAUGUGCGGUCACUGCUCGUGGAGGCCAAGGUUCCUCCACCACAGUCACAGUAACUGACAUGCAAGGAUCUUUCUUCAUCCUUGGGAUAGGCUGUCUUUUGGCUCUGGUAAUUGUGUUAGUGGAGUGUUCGUUUUGUCGAAAGCGACAGAAGGAUAGACAUCCUGGUCUCAUCAAACCAUUUGUGGCUUGACUGAAGUGGGCAGAGUGCGACCUGCCUAAUUACUCGUGGGAAACGGUGUCAACUUUCCACGGUGUCACUACUUGAAGAAUAUGCAAUAAACCUUACUGGAUCGUAAUCAGCACGAUUACACUAUGUGUUAGAUGUGCCAUCAAAUGACUUUUCGCAAUAAAUCCUCAUUUUUCUAUGA
This is a messenger RNA of Tigriopus californicus, 2699 nucleotides long. RefSeq names its product ionotropic receptor 93a-like. The record is from RefSeq and is a predicted model, not a curated record. Gene Ontology annotation, cellular component: membrane. Gene Ontology annotation, molecular function: glutamate-gated receptor activity. Gene Ontology annotation, biological process: monoatomic ion transport. The transcript has 12 exons. Lineage: Eukaryota; Metazoa; Arthropoda; Copepoda; Harpacticoida; Harpacticidae. The coding region runs from base 44 to 2521 and encodes 825 amino acids.